Molecule: messenger RNA, 4555 nt
Organism: Ahaetulla prasina
Lineage: Eukaryota; Metazoa; Chordata; Lepidosauria; Squamata; Colubridae
Gene: SHOC1
Product: shortage in chiasmata 1
Exons: 25
Coding region: 1-4377 (1458 amino acids)
Biological process (GO): resolution of meiotic recombination intermediates
Cellular component (GO): condensed nuclear chromosome
Molecular function (GO): ATP hydrolysis activity; single-stranded DNA binding
Source: RefSeq, a predicted model, not a curated record
AUGAGAAAUACUAUGUUUUCACCUGUGAAGUUCCAUGCAAUCGACUAUUCUUACGAGAAACAGGCAAAAGAGAGAAUUACCUUUCAGUUGUUAUCAAUUCGCUUCCCUUUUAGUUUAUAUCAGGAUAUACAUUACUAUCAUGAUGGGAAAUUGGCUGAUAAUAAAUAUAGAAGACCCUGGACAAGAGCUUCAGCUGAUUCCACAGUGAUGAAUAUUUCAGUAGCUGAUAUUUGGAAAAAAUCUCUCGUCACUGAAGAUUUCUUAGAAAAGAAGCCUGUUUCAAAUAUUGCCUUCCAUACUCCUAAUGAAGAUGUUGAAAUUAUUCCAAGUUCAAAUCCUUCUUCUCAAUUCAGUACACAAGAUUAUAUGUUUAUGAAACUUGACAAGGGGGAACUGACUGAUAGAUAUUGCUUGCAGCUGGAUUAUGUUCCAGUUGCACUUAAACAAGAAGGUUUAUAUAUUGAAGAAGAACUUGUUUUCACUAAUAAUUUGACACAGUCUGCUAAAUGUCUACCUUCUCUGCAAACACUCUUGAGUCGACUAAAUGUUUUCCAAGUGCAAGAUCCCCUUUUAAAUUUUAAAGGUGACAGUUUCGUGGAAGAGGACAUAUUGAGGGAAUGCUUUACUUUCAAAAUGAGUGUGACACCUCAAGAAAAAGGGAUGGAAUUAAAUGAAGAAUUCUGCAAAGUUUCUUUAAAGGAUGAAGAGAUUCCUUUAUUUCUUGUUAAGUUUCAAUUCUGUGAAGCAACAAACUCAAAGGUGGAUAUGGAGAUUUUCACAAGUUUAGCCCUUAAAUCUUUAUUACAAGUAACUCCAGAAAUUUUAGAAGAUGAAAAUGAAUGUCUCAGAAUAACUAAUGAAAAACUUAACAUGACAAUUAUACCGGAGAUGAUAAAGAGUUCAAAACAUUACUCUACUCAAGAAGUUUAUUCUAGUCAGAACAAAGAUCUACCAGAAUUCAACAAUCCAAUAAGUUACAAUGGAGAACUUGAGGUGCCAUUAACUCCUCCAUGUAGGAAAGAAAAUAGGUACAUGAAUUCAUUGUAUGCCCACUUAAAACCAGAACCUGUUUCUCCCAUUAAUAAAAGUGAUUUCAUUACAGAAUCUACUUCAAACUAUUUGGAAGGACUUAUGUGGCAGUCAGAGAAAUACCAGAAUGCUAUGUCUUCACUUUUCCUAAUAGUACCUCAGAAUUCUGUUGCUGUAUGUCAACAGUUUUCAAUCACAGAACUGAAGACAAAGUUGUCUAUACAUGAAAAUUCUAUGAUGACUGGAACCUUGGAAGAUGAGUGGAUUAAUUUAAGAGAAAAACUGACUGUGCCAUGUGUCUUAGAAGCACUGAGCAUAAAUGUAAAUGAUGAAGGAAGACUUGCUAAUACAGAUAUUGAAGUUUUUUCCAAAAUUACUAAUUUCCAAUUAGAUAAAUGGCUUGAUGACAAAAGUUCCUUCUGUGACAGCAACAUGAAGAUUUUUAGUAUCCCUCACUGUAUUGCGACCAAGGAUUCUUGUUCUCCUAAAAAAAAUGAGACAUUUUCUUCACUAUCUCUGACACCUACUUCACCACAGUAUAGUAUCUCUAUAGCAGACAACAAUGUAUCUACUGAAAAUUAUAUCAAACAAACCAAAUUACAAAAUGAAAUUGAAAAGCCAGUGCAGAUUGAAAACCAUGAAGUAGGAAAAAACAAUCAACUAGUCAGUUGCAAGAAAGUCUCUGUCUCAGAAAAUAGUAGAUUAAGAAAUAAAAAGUCAGUUCUACCUGAACAGCCUAGAAAAUGUAAAGAUGACUUUGAUCUUUUGAGUAAUUUUAUCAUGCUGAGAUCUAAACAGGUGAUCAGCCAAAGAAAAGAAGGGAAUAGUGUGGAUAAUCAAGAAGAAGUAUUUGAUGCCGAGAACGAACAACCUUCAAUUGAAAGCCACAAAAGUCCUAGGGUUCCUGGCAUGACAGCUCCUAUGGAAAACCAAUCAAAAGACAAUAAUACAUUAGCUUUCCUCAAAAUUAAAACAUCAGAGUGUCAAUCUCAAGCAUAUCGUAUCCUGGAAGCUGCAGCGGUUCCAGUUUUGAAAGACCUUAUAAAGCUUGACAUGCAGAAUUGGAGGUUUGCCACACUUAAUUCUGAUAACACCAGAUUUUUUUUGAAACAACAAGAGAAAGUGAUCAGUGACACAUUGAAACAAGGUAGCAAAGAUGCAAAAUUUAUUUUGGUAUUCAGACAUGCUGCUAUUCUUCAUUUGCUGGUUACAGUUCGUGAUCUUUUAUUAAACUGUAACCUGAAAACUGCAUUAGAAUAUCUGUCCAAGGCAAAAGACAAUUAUAAAGAUUUCCAAGACUAUGACCUGGAUAUUAUUUGGAAACAGCUGAAAAUUGUGGAAUUUGUUGUGCAGGAGCACAAAGUCAGUCCCAAAGUGACAGAAUUACAGCAUCAAAUUUCUAAGUGGGUACAGAAUAAUGCAAAUGAUCAGAAUAAGCUCUGUAUCCUGGUUGUAGAUUUUCUUACAUCUACCAUUUCCUAUCUUGAUAUUUUCCUAGCUAAACAGUAUCCUAUCUCUAGAGAUUUUAAUUUUCCAGGUCUUCAUCUCUUCCCAUCCACCGUCUGUUUCUCAACUUCAGCAAAAGAGUCUUUGCCAGAUAAUCUUGGAUAUGAUCUUCUGAGGUUGUCAAUUCCUUAUGUUUUCUUGACAUCUGAAGGACUUCUCAAUACCCCAGAAAUCCUUCAGUUACUAGAAUCCAAGUAUAAUAUUACUUUAAUUGAAAGAAACUGCUGUGAGGCCUUAAACUAUUUUGGAGGCACAGAACAUUAUGUGGUAAUGACUAUAGAUGAAUGCACAGCUAUUGUUAUGCAGAAUAUGGAAGAACUCAAUUAUGAAAACUCCUCUGAUAAUAUUGUCUUAAGACUGGUGGCACUAUCACUCCAGUAUGCUGCCUGUUGGAUUAUUUUAUACUCCCGAGAAAGAUUAAAUUCUAAAUAUAGCCUAUCUGCAAAAAUUCUGCAUCAUCUUGCUUUGAUUUAUGCAGCAUUGAUUUCUUUUGCUCAGAAGUCAGAAGACUUUGAAGUGAAGAUGGCCCUUACACCAGGAGUUGAAGAAACAGCACUUUUGGUUCGCCAGAUAGCUGACCAUAUAUUAUUGGCAUCUAAACAACAUCCUCAGGAGUGGCUAAACAAGUCAUGGCUUUCUGUCCUGCCAUUAGAAGCAGAGAAAUGCUUGCUUACAUUUCCAUGCAUGAAUCCACUAGUUGCUCAAGUCAUGCUAAAGAAAAGUUCUUCAUUGGAAUGGCUCCUUGGAGCAUCUUUUGCUGAGCUUCAGGAACUUCUGCCUGAGGUGCCAGAAAAGGUUUUGAAGAAUUUUAGUGAUAUCACUUCAUUAUACAUCCUCAAGCCACUAACAAGACCAGGAACACAAAAAGAAACCAUGUCUCUUCAAGGAAAUAUUAAUUCUGCCAUCUGCUCUUGUUCUCAACUUCCAUUUCCUGAGGCUUUGUUCUCCAGAUUGCAAGGACAUAGUUCCUGUACUGAGUAUUCAGAAUGCUUUCUUGAAGAACAGAACAAAAACUGUUCCCAGAAUGGAUCUUGUGGUUGUCUGAAAUCAGCUGGAGAAUUUAACUUAGUUGUACCUUCAAUAACGUAUGAAGGAGACACCUGUCCCUUUCAGGAGAAUGUAAGGGUAGAGAGGCAACUUUAUCUCCCAUUUCUGAAAAAUGUGGAAACAGAAACAAGAAUAAAUGCAUCAUAUUUAACAUUUAACAUUGGGGGACCUUCCCAUGUCAAUAAUGAAACCACAAUGCCAUAUUUGCACUGUAACCAGGACACUAGCUCUUAUAUUGAGAACUAUCCACUGAAUAGAAUGACUGUAUCAAAAGUGGACACAGGCAAACAGAGAGAUAUCUCUGAGUUCUUGAAGAAGCCUGUCUAUCCUGAUGCUAAAAAUGAACGAAAAAUUCAACCUCUCGCGCAACAACUAAAUUCUUUCCAUGAUUUCAAGCAUUCUUCUCAUGUCGUUUCUAGUCGAAAAAAUGUUCUGUUCCAGGAAAACUCAGGCCGUGUUUUAGAAAUAGGAAGAAAAGCAAGCAGCAGUCCUGCAUUACAAUCUGAGGAAAGAUUUUGGGGUAACCCCCCAUUCAUACAAGCAAUGGAUUCUUCCCCCUACAAUUCACAUGUAGGCAAAGCUAUAGCCAGUCCAGAUAGGUUCAUGAAUUUGGGCAUUCAGUUUACUGGAGAUCAUACCAGGGGGAAAGGACAGAAUUCAUUAUCAGGUGAACAAAGACAACAAGAUGUUUCAGCUUUAGAAUUUGUGCAUUUACCACAGCUUAAAAAAAGGCGUCUAACUUUUGAAAAAGAUCCUAGGAGACCUGAUGGCCAAACACGUCUCAAAUUUUUUUAGAAGAAAUGGAGGUUAACACUUCAAGAAUCUUGUUAUUUGCAAUACAUAAAAGCAAAUUUAGCAGAUUUAAUCUUCUUUUAUAGUAACUUAUUUACAAUUUGUUUCAAACUUGUAUGUACGAAUUAUUUUUUAAAAAAAUAAAUGUGGACUUUUUGCCAUUUUAGGGAAUAAGAUAAAA